Capsicum annuum is the source of this 665-nucleotide messenger RNA. RefSeq lists its product as uncharacterized. NCBI's taxonomy places the organism in Eukaryota, Viridiplantae, Streptophyta, Magnoliopsida, Solanales, Solanaceae. The record is from RefSeq and is a predicted model, not a curated record.
AACUUGCAAAACAAUAUUACAGGAGGAACAAAAAAGCUCGUGAACAAAAUUAAAGGGAAAACACAAAGGCCAUUGCCAGAGCUGCUAAAGGAGUAUGACAUUCCAGUAGGCAUUUUCCCUCGCGAGGCAACCAACUACGAGUUUAACGAAGAGACAAAGAAGCUUACUGUCCAUUUUCCGGAGUUAUCUGAAAUUACUUACCGAGAUGCAUCCAUAGUACGGUUCAAUACUACAGUUACUGCACAUUUGGAGAAGGGAAAGCUAAGUGAGAUAGAGGGAAUGAAAACAAAAGUGACGUUCCUUUUUAUAUCAGUUAGUGUAAUCUUGUGUGAACAAACAGAGAUUCAUUUCACUGCUGGGUUGAGGAGAACACGUCCUAGAGCUGUAUAUGGCGCCUUCAGGGAUGGAAUUGGGAUAGACAAAUUCUAGUGAGACCAACUAACUUUGAACAUUGAGUUUGUCAUACAAUACUAAUAUGAUAUUCUAUCGGUAAUUUUUUUGGGAGAAUUGAUUUUAUAGGACAUUUAUAAUUUUUUUUUUCACUUAGUUUAUUCUUUUUAUGAGAGAUCUGUUUUACAUAAAAGUUUUGCACUUUCUUUCUUGUCCAUGUAAUGGUUGUAACUACAAGUUUAUAUUGAUAAUUUGAGUUCAGAUUUCAGCUAGUA